This is a messenger RNA of Pelecanus crispus (Dalmatian pelican), 707 nucleotides long. Lineage: Eukaryota; Metazoa; Chordata; Aves; Pelecaniformes; Pelecanidae. The record is from RefSeq and is a predicted model, not a curated record.
GUGCGGGGGGCCAGGACUUUGAGCGGCUCCAUCCCCAGGACAAGGUGUCGGUGACAGUGGGGGAGACGCUCACCCUGACCUGCACCGCGCCCAGAGGCAGUCUCGCUGGUGCUGUGGAGUGGCUGAAGGGCUGGGGCGGUGGGAACGAGACCGUUUACGACCAGAAGGGCUCCUUCCCCCGCGUGACGAGGGUAGCGAAUGGGUCCAACAUGGACUUCAGCAUCCGCAUCAGCGAUGUUCGCCCCGAGGAUGCUGGCACCUAUUACUGCGUGAAGUUCAAGAAAUCGCUGGGCGGUGAUGAGGUGUUUCAGCGAGGAAAGGGCACGGUGGUGUCCGUGCACGAGACAGCCCUGGUUCCCAGCAUAGUGGCUGCAGCUGUAGUGCUCUGCUUCCUCCUCGGCCUCUUCUUCGCCGUCUGCAUGUACAGGAGGAGGCGCAGAGGCGAGGUGGAGAGCCAGCGCCUGGCCAGGCGAGCAGCCGUGGGCAGCUUCUCACCCGUCCCUCUGCGGUGCUGUGCAGGGACCCCCGGCACCCCGAGCAGCGAAGUCCUGGACUCAGAGAGCUCACAUCUGCCCAGCCAGCAAAGCAGCAAGGAGGACAACAUCCACUACGCUGAUCUCCAGCCCCUGCCCGCGUCCCCGGGGCACAGCAGGAGCCCCAGCGCAGCCUGCUCGGAGUACGCCAGCAUCAGGGUAGCUGCCAAGUGA